This is a messenger RNA of Clunio marinus, 5091 nucleotides long. The record is from the annotation of a GenBank genome assembly. Lineage: Eukaryota; Metazoa; Arthropoda; Insecta; Diptera; Chironomidae.
UUCGUAUAUCACGUCGCAAACGAAAGAAAGUAUUCAAACAUUAUUUUCACAUAUCAGUGGAAUUAGUAUUUGAAAGUGUUAUUAUCGACAUUUGGUAGUUGAUAUUUCAUCUGGUAUUCAUUUCCUUAUCAUUGAAAGAGUGACUAGCAAGGACUUCAGACAUGUCCAACGCAAAUCCACCCGAUCCAACAAGAAACCAUCCUGACAAAAUUGCAUCGAAUAACAAAGUUAUUGUUUUAUCAAUGAAGAAUAUGCCAACCUUGGCGAACUUUAAAUUCGAUCCAUCAAAGAAUUUCUUAGCCAGUGGUAAUCCUGAAAACAAUCAGCAAGUAUUCAGUUUUAAACCACAACAAUUAGUUCAAUCGUCAGUUCCACCAAAUCCAUCAUCACAACAAAUGGUUCAAGUCAUUCAACAACAAACGUCAACAACUUCACAACAAAAAAUUUCUUCACCUUCAGGAAAAAUUCUAAUUCGAGCUCAAUCAACUCCAUCAUCAAGUAAACCUCAAAUGACUUCAAUCAACAAGGUUCAGGAAACUUCUAAAAUUACAAAUGUAAACAAAGAAAUCUCAUCGGCAACACCGCAAACUGUAACUGCAUUUCGUAGCAAAUCCACAAGUGACGUCACUAUGAAAACUCCAGCGGGUCAUACUCUUCUUCUUCAAGCACCAAUGGUCAUAAAAAAUCCUGGUAAUUUAGCUGCGACAACACUUCCAAGUUCACUGAAAAACGUUACAUUUUCUCAUCAACCGCCGCCCACUUUAUCAUCAUCGUCGCUCCCUCGAGUUACUGUUAGUGGAAAAAUUCCAGCAACAACACAAAAAAUUGUUUCGAGUGCAUCAAAAACCACUCAAAGUUCAGUGACAAAACCUGUUCCAAUUCGUCCUAAAAUUGAUUCGAAUCUUCAACAAAAUAUCGUUAUUCAAGCUCAGCCACAACCACAGAAAUCAGUUUUAUCAAUUCCCAUUGGAACAACAGCUUAUGCAAGAUUUAAUGCAACAACACAAAAAUGGAUGUUACCAGCAAGUUCAACAUUCUCAUCAGCAGUUCCACCUUUAGCGAGAAUUCAACCAAAACCUUUAAAAGUUACUGAAAAGUUGUUGGAUGAUGAUGAAAAAGAGGAAAUGGAAGUUCCUGCUGCUGCUGCUGCUGCUGUUGUUGUUGAGAAGACGCCAGAAAAACUACAGAAACGAACUUCACAAGAAGAAAGAUUCUUGGAAGUAAAAAGAAUAAUUGAAGGUGAUGACGAUGAAGAAAUAAAUUUGAAUGAAGAAAGAGAAGCAGUCGAAGAAUCACCACAAAAACUCACAUCUGAAAUCGGUGACUCAUCCUCAUCGAUGUUACUUUGUGAUGAGAAAAUUGAAAAUGUCUCCCCUGACGUCACACCACCAGACAACAAUGAAAAGAAGAAAGAGGAUGCGACAACGCCAACUCAAUCAAAUGGCAGCGACAACAAUGUUGACACGAGCGAAAUCAAUUCAUCAAUGAAUGAUGUGAAGAAGAAUUUGGAGCAGGCAUUGAAACAAGAAGAAGAAUGCGACAAGGAGAAUUUCGAGAUUGUUUUGGAGGAGGAUUCAAUAAGCGAUACAUCAUCAUUGAGUGAUGUAAAACGUCGAAAGCUUCAAGAUUAUGAGGAGUCUUUGACAAAAACAGAAAUUAUUACAAAGAAAGACACAGAACAGGAAAUAAAAUCUGUCGUUGAGACAGGAAAAUCAAAACGAACGAGAAAAGCGAAAAAUCCAACAAUCAUUGCAACUUUGGGACUUCCUUACAAACCAUCACAACCAAGUGGAAGAAAAUCGAAAGGUGAAAAGAAGCUAGAAUUCGAGCUUGAUUUUCAUGAUCCUCUUAAUAAGAUUCAAUGGGAUGAUGGAAUUGGCGGUCUCAACAAUUGCAACAAACUCUUCGGUUACGAUGAAUUUGGACUUCUCGAAGUCAUCAAUAAGAAAGAUGCCAUGGCAAAGUUGAAGCAAUUGGAGCCAACAAUUAAAAUUGAUAAUACAUCGUCAAUAAAAUUACGUAAAAUUGUUGAUCCAAUUGAUCAAUUUGUUUGCAUGGUUUGUUCAAAAAUGGGAACAAUUCGUGAUUUUUUCUCACCAGAAUGUUGCAGUGAAUCAUGUUUAGCAAUAACGAAAAGGAAAACCAGCGAAUUUAAUGUUGUUGGUGGUGGUGGCAGAGAAUCAUCAUCGGAAUCUGGUGUAACGACGCCAGUUGAUGAACGUAAAUUAAUGUUUGGUGGGGAAAUGAUUCCAUUGCAGCAACUUCAACAACAUUUACUUGAACAACAAGUGCCAGGAUCGAAACGUGUUCGUAAUAAACGUUCAUUAAUAGCAGCGCCUGAAAUGAAAUUCCAAUGGGACACAUACUUGACUGAAAAGAGUGUCCCAGCUCCACUCAAUCUCUUUCAAUCACCAUAUCCACGUCAUGAAAAUCCUUUUAAAGUUGGAAUGCGUGUCGAAGCAAUCGAUCCUGAAAAUCAGAAAAUGUUUUGCGUUUGUACGGUUGAGGAGAAACUUGGCUAUCGUAUAAAGCUUCAUUUCGAUGGAUUCUCGCCGAAUUAUGACUUUUGGGUGAAUGCUGACUCACCAAACAUCUUUCCAGCUGGCUUCUGUCAAAGUAAUAAUCGCGUUCUUAACACGCCACCAAGAUGGACUAAACAAAAGUUCGAUUGGAGUGAAUAUCUUGAUCGUACAAAUUCCAUUGGUGCACAACGUUCAAUGUUUCCACGAUUAAUGAAAGCAUCGUCGGAAGUUUUAAAUGAAAGUCGCUUUAAAAUCGGAGACAAAUUAGAAGCAAUGAAUGACGAUAAAUUAUAUGCAGCGACAAUCAUUGAUCUUCUUGACAAUCGAAUGUUGAUUGAGUUUGAUGGACAUCCAGAAAUUGGCUGUAAAUGGAAAGAUAUUUUCUCACCUUAUCUACGCCCAUGUAAUUAUCAUUUGACAGUUGAUUAUCCUUUCAUUUCACCCACAAAUCCGCCGUUUGAUUGGAAAGAUUACUUGAAAUCAACUGAAAGUGAAGAGGCGACAAUCGAUUUCCUGAUUUAUCGUAAACGUGAAGUAAACUGCUUCGAACCAGGACAUAAAGUUGAAGUUGUUGAUCCAGUUAAUCGACAACUCAUUCGACCAGCGACAAUUCUAAGACGUGACCAUUUUAAGAUUCAAGUAAUCUUUGAUGGAUUUGAUAUUUCAUUUGCUUUCUGGCUUGACGAUGACUCUGAAGAUAUUCAUCCGAUUAAUUGGUGUGAGAAAACUGGACAUCCGAUUGAACAUCCCGCUGGUUUCAACAAAUCAAUAGGCAGUGAUUUAUGUCCAACAGCUGGCUGUCGUGGAAUUGGAAAUGGAACCUUUACUGAUCGUUAUUUCCAUGAUAAUGUUGCUGAAUGUCCGUAUGAGAAACAAAAUUGGAAGAAGAUUUUAAAUCGGAAACUUGGAACAAGACUUGACACAAAAAUCCUUGCAAAACGCAACAUAAAAUUAGUUAAUCAAGACAUUUCAUCAAAGACAAAAGAAGUAAAUUCGAAAGUUAAACGAGAGAAUUUUGAUGAUCAAGUCAUGAUUAUUGAUGAUAGUGUGGAAGCAUCAACGACGAUGACAACUGCGACAAAGAGCAGAGGAAGAAAACAUAAAAUAGUGAAAACUGAAAGCAGUAACUUAAUUGAGAUGCCUGAAAAAAAAUUAAAAUUAUUCAAAGACUUCCUCGAAGAUUAUGGACCGCAAUUUCAAUAUUCGUACAAUUUAUGGAAAGAGAACUCAAAAGUCUUAAAACGUGCUGAACUUUGUGGAUCAUUAACACAAAAUCCAAAUGAAUGGAGUGUCUACGAUGUUGGAACAUUUCUUACAAAAUUUAUCGACGACAUUGACAUUGUGGCACAAUUUAAAGAGCAGGAAAUUGACGGAAGGGCGCUCAUGUGUUUGUGUCAAGAUGAUUUGACAAAUCUUAUGACUAUCAAAGCUGGUCCAUCAAUUAAAAUCUAUAAUCGCAUUAUGGAAUUACGUGAAGAAGUUUUUAUGAAGUUUAUCAACGUUUAAAAUUAAGAAAACAAAUUUCUGUUCAUUUCUCUUUUUGUCUUUAAAGCUCUUUAAUAAAGAAUAAAAAUUAAAUGUUAACAUAUCGUUGAAUAAUUUCCUUACGUAGUUGAGAGAAUACUGAAAUGAGACUAUCAGCGGUGAACUUUUCAAUUUGAAAGACUUCAGUGAGAUCUCUGAGGGUCAAGUUGAUAAUCGCUUCUCCGUCAAUUUCUUCACAUAGAAAAUUGUUUGCAAUGGCUUUUGAUGCGAUUGUUGAUAUGAAAAUGUUAGCUUCGUUGAUUGACCAAUGAAUUGGAUUAAUAUCAGCGUUUAAAUUUUCCAUUUGACGAAUCUUGUUGAAAAUUGGAAACUUUGUUUGAUCUCUGAUCGAUGCUGGUGGAAUUUUGCAAAGUUUCGAUCCAUCAUGAAGACGUUUAAGAAGUUCAUGUGAACGUAAUGGUACAAUGAGCUUCUCUGCCGGAGUAAUUUCUCUAUUUCCAAGAAAGUAAUCUUCGCUUCUUAGAUGUUUGUUGUCUUCUGUGGAUUGUUUUAUGUUUUCCUUCUUCACAUCAUUAUUGCCAACAUGAAAUUUUUUAUUCGCUCUUCUAGCUUCUUUUAAGCUUUUCAUUCUUUCACGUCGAAGAAGUUUCCUCAUUCGAGCUUUUUGUAAAUUAGCCAAGCCUGAUGAUCCUCUUUUCUUCUUAACAAUUGUGUUUUGUGAUUGAUCAGACUCCUCAUGUCUAUAUUUAGAGUCGUCACUUGUUGAUAAUCCAGCUUCGAACUUUAAUAAAUGUAAAGUAGGGAUGGCAUUUUUCUUCAGGGUUACCGGUGAAUUAUCACGAUGUUUGUUUAUAAAUUUAUCUUCGAAAUGAAGUCUGCAGAUUGAAAACAAAUUAUUUUCAUUCCUUACUUUUCUUUUGUCAAUGUAUUUAAACCAAUUUGAAUUUUCCGUAGUUGAGAUUGUGAAAAUAUUUGCUUUGUUGCUUGCAUCACAACCUUUUAUAUCGCAUUUCUUGGACAUUCUUAAAUUUUUGUUUUCUUUUAUAAUUUUUGUAUUUUUCUAUGUUUUCGUCGAAUCCGAAGC